This is a messenger RNA of Desarmillaria tabescens, 1728 nucleotides long. RefSeq lists its product as uncharacterized. Gene Ontology annotation, cellular component: cytoplasm. Lineage: Eukaryota; Fungi; Basidiomycota; Agaricomycetes; Agaricales; Physalacriaceae. Bases 1 to 1728 code for a protein of 575 amino acids. The record is from RefSeq and is a predicted model, not a curated record. The transcript has 5 exons.
AUGGGAAACAGCUCAUCAUCUUCCGGUCGUGGUCAUCAUGAUGAUACUGUAGACUUUGGCCAUCUUUCGCCCCAGGGUGUUUACACAGGUCCCAGAGAUUGGAACCAAGCUGUCGUCUCCCAACUCAUUUGCGCUCGACGACUGGCACCCUUUUACCGUCCACUAGAGGACUACGAUGAAUCGUGGGAUGACGACCAGAUACUUGCUGCUAGGAAAGAACUACCGGACCCCGAGAAUGCGGACCAAAUGACACGAAUUGAAGCCGCGCCCAGCUCGAAUGGACCCAAGACAAGCAGCAAACGACCGAGCACGCUCAAGGAACCAGCGCGUCCUGAGGCAUCCGUUUACAGAGGUGCUGUUGAAUGUCCUAUUUGCUUUCUUUACUAUCCCCCAAACAUCAAUCAUUCCCGCUGCUGUGACCAUCCAAUUUGCACCGAAUGCUUUGUACAGAUAAAGCGGAGCGAACCGACUACUACCCAUCUAGUUUCUGACCCUGCUGCUUGCCCUUACUGCGUCCAGGAGCAUUUUGGCGUAGUGUAUACCCCGCCUCCAUGGCGGACAGGUAUUGGAAGUGACGGGGCGAUCUCACCAUGGUCAUCCGACUCACCUAAAGGCUCUCAGCCGUCGAUACCAACAGCGGGUUACCCAACUCAUAAACGCCGACAGAAGAGUUUCAGUGCGGAUAGUCCAGAGGUUGUGACGAUUGAUCAAAUUCGGCCUGACUGGGAGGCCAAGUUAGCCGCCGUGAGAGCAGCUGUUACUCGUCGCGCAAACAGGCGGAUAAUUAUGCGACAAGUAGGCGAUCGCCUUAUUCCUGUUGGUGUAACGAGCGGUCGUGUGCAUGCCCUAAGUCCAGAGGAAGCUGCUGCUGCUGCUGAGAACCAAGACACAGGUGGGAGCAGGCGAUCUCGUAGACGACAACAAGCUUCCGCGAAUCAGGGUUUCGAGCAGUACAUAGGUUUGGGUGGCCAGGACUUGGAGGAGCUCAUGGUCAUGGAGGCAAUGCGUUUAUCGCUACUGGAGCACGAAGAGCAGCAGCGGAAAGAAGCAGAAGAGAAGAGGAAGGCCGCGAAUGCCAGCGAUCCCGAAGCAGCAGCAGCAACUACUACAGAGUCUUCUGGCGCAGGAUCUUCGGCACUUGAAGUACCCCCGUCAGACCGAACUUCCGGUUCACUUACCUCUACGCCUUCGACAUCUCUUACGCCGCCGUCUCCUGCUGGUACAGAAUAUUCUCCAAGUAAACGCAGGUCAUUUAUACCCUCCAGAAGUCGCACUCCAUCACCACCGACUGAUUUAUCAUGGCGGAAACAAUCUCCUAAUCCCGCUCCUUUCAGUACAUUAAAUGCCGCUCUAAGCGCUACUUCCACUGCAAGUGCCGUCCUUAAUGCCAGUCAUGAUCCCUCUAGUACGAACGCUACGAUUAACGAACCACAAACGUCUUACAAUCCAACUCAUGAUAUUCCUGCAAUAACGAUUGGUAUUCCACCGGAAUCUGAGCCUACAAAUUGGGGGGGUCAACAGAGUAAACGUCCACCACCUAUUCAUACGAAUUCUCAGCCGUCCUCUGUGCAUUCUGCAGAUUCUCAGACGGCACCAGGGUCAUCAUAUGACAAUUUACCGUCGUCGCCGGAAUCUAUGACACAAGAACCUUUAUUAAGCGAGAGCGAGGCAGUUGCAUAUUCGCGGCCGCGGACGCCGACAGGAGACGAGAGCAGAGAUGAAGGGUGA